Periophthalmus magnuspinnatus is the source of this 4698-nucleotide messenger RNA. RefSeq names its product protocadherin 12 (gene pcdh12). Gene Ontology annotation, biological process: homophilic cell-cell adhesion. The record is from RefSeq and is a predicted model, not a curated record. Lineage: Eukaryota; Metazoa; Chordata; Actinopteri; Gobiiformes; Gobiidae. The transcript has 6 exons. Gene Ontology annotation, molecular function: calcium ion binding. Bases 112 to 3507 code for a protein of 1131 amino acids. Gene Ontology annotation, cellular component: plasma membrane.
GGAGGAAAAGUGUGAGAAUGAACAGGAUCCCAGCCGCUGCAGCUUGAGUUUCUGGACCUAACCAGAGAUGCUAGCUUAGCCUGCUCAGCUCAUCACACCCUUGGCGUCACCAUGCUCCUGGCUUUAGUUCUCAUUCUGGCCCUAUCCUGCAAUGCUGCUGAAACUUCCAACUCUUCCUCCAUCACGUUUCAGUACCGCGUUUGGGAGGAGCAGCCUUUGGGAACACAGGUCGGCAGUCUGUCCGAUGACCUCCGCAAACGGGAUGAACCUGGUCACUUGGAGGGCUUCCAAGUAGUCGAACACGGAAAAACCUUGCCUUUUGCUGUCAAUGUGCAAGAUGGGGUAAUUUCCACCCAAGGUCGUUUGGACAGAGAACAAUUAUGUCGAAAUUCUGACAUUUGUGAAAUUGCUUUCAGCGUCCUUUACCGGAAAGGCGGGGAUGUUAACUGUUUAAGAGUUCACAUUGAAAUCAUGGAUCUAAACGAUAAUAGUCCCAGCUUUCCAAAUCCGCUUCAAGAAUUGGACAUUUCUGAAACCGCUGCGUUACGUAUGAGGAUACCUUUAGAACAUGCAGUCGAUCCGGAUGCAGGGCCGAACGGACUUCAAACUUACUCGCUAUCAACAAACACACAUUUUGCCUUGGAUGUUACGGCGGCUCCUGGCGGAACCAAGCAAGCCGAACUAGUUGUUAUCAAAGAAUUAGACCGGGAAGUUAAAGAUGUUUUUGAGCUAACGCUUGUCGCUUGGGAUAAAGGGAAUCCGCCAAAAUCAGGAAGUACGUUGGUUCGUGUUAAAAUUCAAGAUUCAAAUGACAACAGUCCAAAUUUUGAAGACAGUACACCGAUUUUGGAGCUUCCAGAAGAUACGGAAAUUGGCACGGUUAUUCUAAAUUUAAAGGCAGUUGAUCCAGAUGAAGGAGAUAACGGUUUGGUGGAAUAUUCGAUUAGCAAGCACACCCGCCAAGAGACUAAACGACUAUUCACAAUUGAUCCACAGACUGGCGACAUUAGCUUAAGAGCGCUUCUUGAUUAUGAAGAUACAAAUUCCCAUGAAGUUAUCAUCCAAGCUCGUGACAAAGGCCCUAAUUCCAUACCUUCCCACUGCAAACUCCAUGUUAAAGUACUAGAUAUUAAUGAUAACGCGCCAAGAAUCCAUGCAACCUGGACUACACCUGAUUCCCCUGGCCCAAAUAUUCUUGAAGGAGCAGAAAUAGGAACUUUUCUAGCCUUGGUUCUAGUCUCCGAUGCCGACUCUGGCAAAGAUGGUGAAGUUGAAGCCACGUUAAAAGAAGUAUCUGGACCUUUUCGACUUGUACAACUGCAACGCAAUAAUUACAAAAUAGUUACCAAUGGUAUGUUGGAUCGCGAGAAAGUCAGCAAAUAUACUAUUACGAUAAUCGCUCAAGACCAAGGAAAUCCUCCGCUACAAUCAGUUUACCAACUUCCUGUUCAUGUUUUAGACCAAAAUGACAAUGCCCCUGUAUUUUCAACACCGAUUUACAAAGCCGAAAUCAGUGAAAACAAUGAACAGGAUUACCGUGCUUUAAAAGUUGAAGCGUACGACAUGGACAUAGAACUCAGCGGUAGAGUUUCGUACAGUAUCCAAAAUGCAAACGAUUAUCCUUUUUCUAUACACAGAACCACCGGAGUCAUAACUGUUCACCAUUCAUUGGAUUAUGAGCUAGCAAAGUCAUAUUCGUUCAUUAUAGAAGCAGUUGAUCACGGAUACCCACCUCUAUCAAGCACAGCUAUGGUAGAAAUCCAAGUUUUGGAUGUGAACGACAAUUAUCCGAUUAUUGUUGAGCCAAAAUCUAAAAGAGGCAUUGCAUCGGUUAGCGUUCCUGUCAAUGCCGAAAAAGGGGAGAUUGUCGCAGAACUUGGAAAUAGCGAAAAAAUAGCAAGUCAGAUUGAGGUUGGACGGUUUCUUGCAUUGACAAUCAAAGCUACAGACAUGGAUGAAGGAAUCAACAGCGAGCUACGUUAUGUUAUUAGCAAAGAGAACAAACAGGGAUUAUUUAGCUUGGAUGAAAUGUCUGGGAAUUUAUAUGUUAACACCACAAAUGCAACAGAAUUAAUUGGGAAAACAUUUCAAGUAGAUGUAACCGCUCUGGACAAAGGAACUCCAAGUUUGUCCACCACGGCCAUGCUUGAAAUGACUUUUAUCAACUUGAAAGAUCAUUUAAAAAGCUCUUCUGAUGGGACUAGAAACCAUCUUAGCUUCACCAUGAUGCUAGCGAUUUGUUUAGGCGCGACUUGCUUGCUCUUGUUGCUAGCCGUAGCCUUGGUGACUACGUUUUGCCGACCCGUUAAAAGAGAAAACCGUGCGUACAACUGUCGUCACGCGGAAUCGACAUACACGAGGCAUCCCCGGCGCCCGCAAAAGAAUAUUCGAAAAUCAGACAUCCAGCUAAUCCCGGUAAUACGAGGUAGAAAAGAUGACCAGCCCAGUGACGAUAGCGAAUGCCAACCACUAUCCCCACCGUCUGCAAUGUCCGACGAUCUACGAAACGAACGACAAUACACCUUGACACCAUCUUGUCUGAACACUAGCUUCCACUCACAAAGCUACCAAGAUAUGAAUGGCUCCCAACCUAGCAUACAUCACGGUAAAACGCUGUGCAAACCCGGGAACAUCGAAUUGGAUAGCCCUUUGGUCAUAACUCCGGCUUCUUCUUACCGCACGCUUCGCAAGUCAAGAAAUCAGUCGUCGUCCUCUUCCGUGUCCCAUACUAGCACGCUAAAAAGGCAAAAAAGCCAAGAGUCCAACGAAUCCCAAGCGACAUUGAGGAGGCAGAGGACGGAGGGACAAAGCAGGGAUGAAGAACACCAGAGGAUGUGGAGGAACCUGGUCCGACUGUCCAUGGCAGCAUUUGGGGAUUCCAUUGAACUUUCUGCGGCUUCUCCAGAUGUUCAACAGAUCUCCCAGCUGCUGUCUCUGCUCAGACAAGGCCAGCUCCAGCCCAGGACCAACUUCAGAGGAAACAAGUUUUCACACCGCAGGUAUGGGGGCCAGGACUGUGGGGACUGGCAGAGCACUAAGGACAGCGGACAUGGGGAGAGUGAGCCUGGGGAUGGAGACAUGGGCUGGGACGCAGGGCCAGACUGUCCCCUAGACCCUCAGCUGGAGGAGGGGCUCAGCGACCUCAUCAACAACACCGAUGACGUCUUCUCUGAGGUCCCAGAUCCUGCCUGGAUGGCUCGACUGUCCCUGCCGCUCUCCAGUGAUUACCAUGAAAACGUUUUUGUCCCCAACGGGCCUCCAUCCACAGACAGCGAGCUCCUCCCACCUGACAGAUUGGACUCCUCCUCCUCCUUCUCCACUUUUGGUAAAUCUCCGGACAGGGAGGAGCCGGUGAACGGGGCCCUGCUCUCUGAGGUCAGUUCACUGUUCGAGAUGCUCCUGACCCAGAAGGGAGGCUCCAGGCUGGGCCCCCCUCCGGAUGUGCUGUACCGCCUGUCCAACGCCUACCGCCAGAGCAGCCACAAGAGGGCAGCACCGCACCCAUGAGAACUACACUGAAACGCACAUGCCAGGGAUGUUAAAGGCAUUAUCAGACAAAGAGAAUGUACAGAUGUUUAUGUAGGCGAUGUUACAGCAUGUUGUGGGCUGAGCUUUUAAACUGAGAGGAGAUAUUUCAGAGAUACAAAAUAACAAGACCCUCAUAAAAUGGCUGAUUUUUAAUUUAAGAUGCACUAUGGAGAGUUGGUAAGUGUCACAUCCGGCUGAUUGAAAACAAUGUUUAGAAUUUCCUCUUUUUUUUUUUUUCAUCAACAUAUCUCAUGCUUAAAAUAAACUUACAAAUGCAGUUGUUUAAAGCGAAGAAGGCUAUAAUCAUGGAUCUAUGGUUUAACUGUGAGAGAAAGUGUAUGAGGGAGGUUGAGGUAAGAAACUAUGUACACACUGGAGGUUCUAUGUUAUGCUGGAUUAUGACUACAUGAUUUACAUAUUUGAUACAAUUUGUGGUUAAACAUAAACUUUUGAAAGGCAAUUGUCUCUCGUUUGAUGAAAAAGGAAUAAAAACAAAGCUUGAAAUCAGCUGUCUUUGGUUUGGACCCGGAAGUGACAUAACUUAACAACUCUGUGGAACAUUUUAGGCAAAGCAAUAACAUCUCCAUGGUAACAAGCAGAAAACGCCUCCAGGCCAAGUUACAGGUUAGAUCUGUGGAGAGGAGACAACAUCAACUGUAAAAAUGCAUGUUUUUCAAGUUCUUUUGAGCAACUAAAACACUUAAGUGAAUAACGUAAGUGAAUAAAUGCAUGCUAGAUAAGUCCAAUACUGUAGUGUGGAACAACAUCUCCAUGGUGACGGACUACCCUACCAGAAAAGUUACAUAGUGCACCUUUAAAAAUAAAAAUCGCCCCAUAAUUGCCCAAAUUUCUCCACUUUUUAGCGCUUGUUUUGCCAACUUGUCCUCCAAAUCUGUUUCUAUUGUCUGACUCAGGAAGUGACACAAAAUGGCGGCUGCAGGAAACCCACUUUUCCUUUUAUUUUUCCUCCAAAGACGUGAAAACUCCAAACACGAGAAGAAGGGAUGUUUGUUGACCAAAGACUUUUUCCUGUUUAUGUUUUUGAAGGUAAAACGUGAAUGUGUUACUUAUGUGUUGUUUUUGACUGAAUGUUGUAAAGCACUUUGUAAAUAAUCUUGUGUAAAACUGUUUUUGUAUCGAGACUUUUUAAAUAAAGACAUUUUUGUAUAU